Molecule: messenger RNA, 519 nt
Organism: Funneliformis mosseae
Lineage: Eukaryota; Fungi; Glomeromycota; Glomeromycetes; Glomerales; Glomeraceae
Source: the annotation of a GenBank genome assembly
AUGGAUUUAGUUCAUGGCAGAAACCAAACAGACUUACAGCACGGAUUAUGGCUCAAUAUCCAUCAGAGUGAAAGUAAAUACGAAACCGGGAGGGUAGACUUUUACAUAAAUCUUACAAACCCUUUAAAUGCAUACUCAUUCGGACCAAUACGGAAUAAUCGAAGUUUUGAAAAUGGAUGUGGUUCAUGGCAGAAACUAUCUGAUGAGAAUGGUUAUAAAUCCGAUACCGGGUUGGAAGCAAUUUACCACAAAAAUGUAUACAACCACACCGACUUUAUCAAGAUUGAGAAUGUCAUGAGCAAUGUGAAAUCUGGACAAUAUAAGUCAGAAAACAAUGAAGAAAAUGACGUGAACCACUCGUUCGACUUAACUACUUAUCCAGAGACAAUGCUUGUUAGUAUGUUCGGUCCAACCAAUGCUGCAAUGCUUAAGCCCACACAUCCUGAUGGUAACGAAUAUUUUAUUGAUAUGCCUUUUUAUUAUAUCAUGGAAUUCUAUCAUAAUGACGAUGUCUUUUGA